Molecule: messenger RNA, 2388 nt
Organism: Ilex paraguariensis (yerba mate)
Lineage: Eukaryota; Viridiplantae; Streptophyta; Magnoliopsida; Aquifoliales; Aquifoliaceae
Source: the annotation of a GenBank genome assembly
AUGGCUUUGGGAAAACAUUCCCGGGUCGAUGGAAGAAAGUCAUCAAGCUGCUGUUCAACUGUUACUGUUGUGGUGUUUGUUGGUUUGUGUUUAGUUGGGGUUUGGAUGUUGAUGUCAUCCACUGUUGUUCCUGUUCAGAACUCUGACUUGUCUUCCCAGGGGACUAAAACUGAGGUGAAACAAAAAAUAUCUGAAAAAUUUUCCAGGCAGUUUGCAGAUAGUUCAGGAGAUUUAUCUGAGGAUGGAACUAAGGAAGAGGGUAACCCUGGAAAAUCUCAGGAUGAGAACAAUUCUGAUACAGAGUCUGAGAAUACUGUCAAGGAAAUCCAAGAAGAGAAAUUUAGGAAGGAAAGCGCUGAAGGAAGGACAGAGAGUGAAGAGGAAUCUAAGGGAGAUGCUGAAAAUGAUGGAGAUGGAGAUGGGAAAAGGGAGGACAAAGAGUUUGUUUCAGGAGGUGGGGAAUCACAUUCAGGGGAUGAGUUCGGUGGUGGGCAGCUAAAUUCAGGAGGCGGAGAAUCAAAUUUGGAUGGCGAGGAGUCAAAUUCAGGAGACACAGAAUCAAAUUCAGAAGGGGGGCAAUCAAGUUUGGGAGACACGGAGCCAAACAUCGAUGGCAAGGAUACAAGAAAUGAAGAUGGUGAAACAAGUGAGGAGAAGGUUGAUGAAAAUCAAGAUACCAAUUCCGAAGAAAGCUCCAAUACUAACAAGAUGGAUCACCAGGCAAAGGACCAGGCUUCAAAUGAGGUUUACCCUUCUGGGGACCAGUCUGAGAUAUUAAAUGAAGCUACUACUCAAAAUGGAGCUUGGAAAACGCAAGAGGUGGAGUCUGAGAAUGAGAAGGAAUCACAAAAAUCUUUAUUGUCCAAGGGCCAAAGUGGACAUAAGUGGAAACUCUGUAAUGUUACUGCUGGUUCAGACUAUAUUCCGUGUCUUGACAAUGUGCAAGCUAUUAGAAAGCUGCCAAGUACUAAGCACUAUGAACAUCGAGAGCGGCACUGUCCAGAUGGAGCUCCAACUUGCCUUGUCCCUCUACCUGAGGGAUACAGACAGUCGAUUAAGUGGCCUAAAAGCAGAGAACAGAUAUGGUAUCAUAAUGUUCCCCACACCAAGCUUGCAGUGGUUAAGGGACAUCAAAACUGGGUUAAAGUUAGUGGUGAUUACCUUACUUUUCCUGGUGGUGGGACUCAGUUUAAGAAUGGCGCCCUUCAUUACAUUGAUUUAAUCCAGAAAUCCCUUCCUAAUAUUGCAUGGGGGAAACGUAGCCGUGUUGUAUUGGAUGUCGGGUGUGGUGUGGCUAGCUUUGGAGGAUACAUGUUUGAAAGGGAUGUUCUCGCGAUGUCAUUUGCUCCCAAGGAUGAACAUGAAGCCCAAGUGCAGUUUGCGCUUGAAAGGGGCAUCCCUGCUAUAUCAGCUGUUAUGGGUACCACAAGGCUACCCUUCCCAAGUAAGGUCUUUGAUGUUGUCCAUUGUGCACGCUGUCGAGUCCCUUGGCAUAUUGAAGGUGGUAAACUCCUCUUAGAGCUGAAUCGUGUCUUGCGACCUGGUGGUUACUUUGUGUGGUCUGCUACUCCGGUUUACCAAAAGCUGCCUGAAGAUGUUGGCAUUUGGAAAGCUAUGACUGAACUAACAAAGUCAAUGUGCUGGGACCUAUUUGUGAUUAACAAGGAUCAAGUGAAUAGUGUGGGUGCUGCAAUAUAUAGAAAACCUACUUCUAACCAAUGUUACGAGAAAAGACCGCAAAAUGAGCCACCAUUGUGCAAAGAAGCUGAUGACCCAGAUGCUGCUUGGAAUAUAAAGCUUCAGGCAUGCAUGCACAAAAUACCACUAGCAUCUGAACGUGGAUCACAAUGGCCAGAGCAAUGGCCUCUAAGAUUGCAGAAACCGCCUUAUUGGUUGAAGAGUUCUCAGGUUGGAGUUUAUGGCAAAGCAGCUCCAGAGGACUUCACUGCUGACUAUGAUCACUGGAAACGCGUGGUAUCCAUGUCAUAUUUGAAUGGGUUGGGUAUCAACUGGUCUUCAGUGAGGAAUGUCAUGGACAUGAGAGCUGUAUAUGGAGGAUUUGCUGCAGCACUGAAAGAUCUGAAUGUCUGGGUUAUAAAUGUAGUCCCAAUUGAUUCACCAGACACACUUCCAAUUAUAUAUGAUCGUGGCCUGUUCGGGAUAUAUCAUGAUUGGUGUGAAUCAUUCAGCACUUAUCCGAGAUCCUACGAUCUUCUUCAUGCAGAUCAUCUUUUCUCUGAUAUUAAGAAAAGAUGCAAGCUAGUGUCAGUGAUUGCAGAAGUUGAUAGGAUCCUGAGGCCCGAAGGGAAGUUGAUUGUGCGGGACAAUAUUGAGAUCAUAGGGAGGUGGAGAACUUGGCCAAGUCUCUACAGUGGAAGAUCCGGUUGA